Rhodamnia argentea is the source of this 1287-nucleotide messenger RNA. Its product is annotated as phenylcoumaran benzylic ether reductase Betv6-like. Gene Ontology annotation, molecular function: oxidoreductase activity. The transcript is spliced from 5 exons. Lineage: Eukaryota; Viridiplantae; Streptophyta; Magnoliopsida; Myrtales; Myrtaceae. Bases 13 to 939 code for a protein of 308 amino acids. The record is from RefSeq and is a predicted model, not a curated record.
AAACCAUCCGAGAUGGCCGAGAAGAGCAAGGUCCUGGUGAUCGGAGGCACUGGAUAUAUCGGAAAGUUCAUCGUGGAAGCGAGUGCUAAGUCCGGUCACCCUACCUUCGCUCUCGUGAGGGAGUCCACUCUCUCCAACCCCGCCAAGGCCAACAUCGUCGAAGGUUUCAAGAGCUUAGGCGUCGAUCUUGUUCAUGGAGACAUAUACGAUCAAGAGAGUCUACUGAAUGCGAUUAAGCAGGUUGAUGUGGUAAUCUCUACUGUUGGGAUAGAACAACUAGAGGACCAAGACAAGAUCGUUGCCGCCGUCAAAGCAGCCGGGAAUAUCAAGAGAUUCUUGCCUUCAGAGUUUGGACGUGAUGUGGAUUGUGUCCAUGCUGUGGAGCCAGCAAAAGCUAUGUUUGCUAUCAAGGCCAAGAUCCGCCGCCUUGUUGAGGCCGAGGGAAUCCCUUAUACCUAUGUGUCUUCUAACUCUUUUGCAGGUUGGUUCCUCCCAACAUUGGCACAGCCCGGGGUUACAGCUCCCCCUAGAGAUAAAGUUGUCAUCUUAGGGGAUGGAAAUACAAAAGCGGUGUUUAACAGGGAGAUUGACAUCGGCACCUAUACCAUCAAAGCUGUGGAUGAUCCGAGGACCCUAAACAAACUUCUGUACAUCAAACCUCCUGCCAACACCUACUCGAUUAAUGAUCUCGUGUAUUUGUGGGAGAGAAAGAUCGGCAAGACCCUGGAGAGGGUUUAUGUUCCAGAGGAGCAGGUUCUGAAGAACAUUCAAGAGGCGGCAUUUCCACUCAAUCUGAUGUUGGCCAUAUCCCAUUCUGUUUUUGUGAAAGGAGGCCAAGCCAACGUCGAGAUUGAGCCAUCGUUCGGAGUGGAAGCUUCCGAGCUCUACCCCGAUGUCAAAUACACCGCCGUGGAUCAGUAUCUUGAUCAGAUCAUCUGAUUCUUGAAGCUGAGUGUGCAGGGUAAUUUCUCACAUCAGCUUAGAACACGAGUAAUAUUGGAUUUUGCUUCUCAGGAUCUGAGUGUGAAAGGUCGCUCCCCAUGUUUGUCUUUCUCCAUUUUCGUAUGUUAUACGUUCCACAUCCUCGGUGUGGGUAUUGAAUUGGAGCGCUCCUGAUGCCCGAUGCCAUACGUGGUUUCCUGGUUUUAGACCAAAGAUAAGUAUGUGGUUUCAAUUUGGGUUCAAACGAGAAAAGAGUUAAAGACAUAUCAAGCAUCAUUUCCCCUAGAACCCCUUUCCCAAUCUGUAUUAGCUUUCUCCUACUAUGUAUACGAAUAUCAAUUGUCA